Mus caroli (Ryukyu mouse) is the source of this 2313-nucleotide messenger RNA. RefSeq names its product tRNA-yW synthesizing protein 3 homolog (gene Tyw3). NCBI's taxonomy places the organism in Eukaryota, Metazoa, Chordata, Mammalia, Rodentia, Muridae. The record is from RefSeq and is a predicted model, not a curated record.
UCCUCUCCGGCCACCGUGGCGGCAAUAUGGCUGCGCCCAUGGAGAAGAAGGCGCAUUCCAGAGCAAAGAGAGCCGACCCCAGCUCGCUCGCUCGCUCAUGGACCGCAGCGCGGAGUUCGGCCGGUGGAAGGCGCAGAGUCUGAGCAAGGCGGACCUUAGCCGCAAGGGCAGCGUGGACGAGGACGCGGUGGAGGUGGUGGAGCUCCUGAACUCGCGGGAAGAGUUUUUCACCACCAGCUCCUGCGCAGGGCGCAUCCUCCUUCUGGACGGGAGCGCAGAAGGCUCUGGAGUUCAGAAGCAACACUGCUGCUGGCUGCUGGUCACACACAAACCGUGUGCAAGAGACGAUGUGAUGGCAGCUCUGAAGGGUGCAACCAGCGAAGCUGUUUUGAAGUUUGAACCUUUUAUCCUCCAUGUGCAAUGCCGGACCCUGCAGGACGCACAAACCCUGGCUGUGCGGAGUACACAUGGAUUGGAAGUCCCAUUAACCCACAAGGGAAAGCUGAUGGUAACAGAGGAGUAUAUCGAGUUCCUGUUAACCAUAGCAAAUCAGAAAAUGGAGGAAAACAAGAGAAGAAUUGGGAGGUUUUAUAACUGCCUACAACAUGCUGUCAAACGAGAAACCAUUUCAAACUCACAUUCCAAGAUCAAAGAGAGAAAUAACCCACUUUGUACUCAUAAGAAUAGGCAGAGCCAAGGAAAAGCACAGAGCCCAUCGACCACUGAAGACAACGGGAGGGAGCUAGAAGACGGUGAUGGCCUGGAAAUCAGUGCUGCACUCUUCCUGGGAGACGACUGAGGCCUGGCACAGUGUCGUCUCUGGUGCAUGGUAUAAGGCUGCUCUUUACAAGAGUAUCAAGGCUUGCUGAGGGCAUCAACCCUACAGGAGGCAAGAGUUAAUGUCUCUGUUUUAGAGAAACUUCAGUGUAAAUGGCUUUUCAAAGUAUCUUUGUAUAUGUUUGCUCUCUGAAGACUGCUUUUUUAAGCACAUUAGGAGUCACUCUACAAAUAAACUUAAAGCUUCUUGUGUCUAUUUAUGUCAAAUAGGAAAAGCGAGGUUACUUCUUUUCUGAGGUGGCCUCAGCAUCAUGAGCAUUUGGGUUGGAGCCAUGGGAACAACCUCACUCCAACCCUGAGCCUUUCUUACGGAGCAGCUCAGAAUUUGCAUUUCUUGCCCUGGACAAGUGUCUCCUCUCACUUUGGCCAUGUGGGUAAAAGUAACUGAUAUACAUGUCAGUAUUUUGUUCAGGGAAAUACUUGUGCCUUCUGUCUACUUUGUCUCUCACCACCAGAGCUUGCUGCUAGCAGCUGCUGAGACACAUGGGUGUAGCUUUUUCUAAGCUUGCUUGGGCAUGAUCACCAAGACACAGACAUGCACAUAAACUAGAACACAUGUGCCGGGACAGCUUGAAGGGUCAGGACGUGCGUUCUGACGUCAGAGGGCCUGGAGCAAACCAUUCAUUUUGUGGGUUUCCAUUUCUUCUGCACAAAUUCUAACACCUGCUGUGCUCGCACUUGAGGGAUGACUGGAUCAGAUAGGAAGUGAGCAUUGACCAGCAGUAGUCUAUUGCAGCAUUACCAUUUUUCCUCAUUGAAGGGAAGGUGACUUCAUUGUUUUCAAAUGUACCAGUCAUGAAGAUGACAUUGACAGCAUCAGGGAGCAUCAUGGGAGCAGAGGCCAUCUCUAGCUUUGGCAGCAGGAGCUUGAGGCAACUUGUCACAUUGCAUCCGUAGUCAGGGAGCCCAGGGGAUGGUGCCGCCCACAUCAGAAUGGAUCUUCUUGAUUAAACCUCAUGAAACAGUCACCAGAGGUAUGUCUCCUGGGUGAUUCCAAAUCUCAUCAAAUUGAGUAAAUUAACUGUCACAAGUUCAACCUUUGUCAGUCAGAUGUCCAAACACAUUGCUUUUUAAACUUUUAUUAGGAUGUAUUUUAUUAGCUCUGGUUAUACAUCUAUGUGCUUGAGUGUGGAUAUGAACACAUAUGAACAGUUGCCCAUACAGGUCAGAAGUUUGAGAAGCCCUGGCGCAGACAAGUAUGAUCUGCUUAACACAAACACAUCUCCUGAGUCAGGUGAUUUCAAAUACUGGCAAGCUGGAAACAGAGUAACCGUAACCGUCAUCUUUAUUUUUCUUAAAUAUGUAAAUAAAGUCGAUCAAGUCAGCAUUUUAGGAGCCCUUCCUAACAGGCUUAUUCCAGAUAGCACGAAAAGAAGCCACAUGUGCAGAGGCUGUAACAGACCUCCCCUGUAGAUUUCUUGUGGAUUCCUUAGAUGAGCAAGCACCUGUGAUACUGUCUACGCUCAAGACAAUGCU